AUGAGUUCAUACUCAAGAGAGAGAUCGAGAUCUAGAUCACCUGUAGCAAGAUCAGGAAACGAAGAUCCACGCAGAGGCGGUUAUCCUGAUCGUAGCUAUAGGGAUGAUAGAAGAGGAAACUACAGCGGAGAUAACAGAAGAUCUGAAGGAUAUAACAGGGACACUUAUUCAAGAGAUAGGGACGGAGACAGAUAUUCGGGUGGAAGAUCUGUAAAUCGUGGAUACCGUUCUGUUGGAAGGGACAAUGGGUACGAGAAUCAAGGUUAUAACAGUGGUAGAUAUGGCCGUGGUAGAUCCUCGAGAUAUGAUCGAGGAGGAGCUGCUACUGCUGCUGCUGCCGCCGCUAAAGGAGACUAUGGACCGAAAUUAGCGAGAGAGCUCGAUUCUCCAUAUGAUGAAAAAGUAAACAGAAACUAUGCCAACAGUAUCUUCAUCGGUAACCUUACAUAUAAUACUACACCAGAGGAUUUGAAGGAAUAUUUUGGUAAGAUCGGUGAAGUUCGCAGAGCAGAUAUUAUUACUUCUAGAGGUCAUCACAGGGGCAUGGGUACUGUGGAAUUCAAUAACAGUACUGACGUCGAUACGGCCAUUAGAGAUUGUGAUGGUGCCUUUUUGAACGGACGUGCCAUUUUUGUCAGGCAAGAUAAUCCACCUCCUGCUGAAAUCUCGAGAACUGGAAAUAAUAACGGCCCACCGCCUCCUCCAAAACGUGCUCACGAUGAAGGUUUCGAAGUUUUCGUGGCACAGCUACCAUUCUCUGUUAAUUGGCAAGAAUUAAAAGAUAUGUUCAAACCGUGCGGUGAUGUUUUGCAUGCUGAUGUUGUCACUGAUCGUGACGGUAAGUCAAGAGGUUUUGGUACGGUCUAUAUGGCUACCAAAGAACAACAAAAUGAUGCUAUUCGUCAUUGGACUGGUACAGAGUAUAAGGGCCGUGUAUUAGAUGUUAAAGAAGGUAAAGGAACUUCUACACGUACUGCAGCCACUGGUGCCGAUACUUACAUCCCUCGUCAACCACGUAAUGAACCACCAGCAACUCUUAAACCAAAACCACUAGAUAUCGAUCCUCUGGCUAUAACUACGGGUGGUGAUAGAAACUCUGUAAUCUUCUGCGAAAAUAUGCCAUCUUCUACCACUGAAUCUGAUUUAUAUGACCUAUUUGGCAGUGUUGCACCGGUUAUAAUAACGAAAUUACUGUUGAAUCCUGAAGGUCAUUUCACAAGGAACUCAUAUUGUCAAUUUGAAACACCAGAGGACGCAGAUAUAUGUAUCAGCAAAUUGGACAAAUACUCCUAUGGAGAUCAUGAGUUAAAGGUGACUUAUGCCAGAUUCUAA
Kluyveromyces lactis is the source of this 1332-nucleotide messenger RNA. RefSeq lists its product as uncharacterized. Bases 1 to 1332 code for a protein of 443 amino acids. Gene Ontology annotation, molecular function: mRNA binding. The transcript has 2 exons. The record is from RefSeq and is a predicted model, not a curated record. NCBI's taxonomy places the organism in Eukaryota, Fungi, Ascomycota, Saccharomycetes, Saccharomycetales, Saccharomycetaceae. Gene Ontology annotation, cellular component: cytoplasm; nucleus.